CCUAAAAUCUGUUACACUGUCACAACCGCCCACCUCUCUCUCCCUCCUCCCUCCACCUCUCUCUCUCUCUCUCUCUAGAGAGUAGAGAUACAUAUAGUUAUCUACAGCAGCACUUUUACAUUAGUAAAACAACAAAUAUCCGUUUGUAGAGAGAGCUUCUCGGCAUCUUCAGAUCCUGUUCGAUCGUGUUUAUCAUCGAUCAAGAGACUUUGGAGAAAUCGAUGGAUCGAUACAGAAGUUUGGAAUUCAUUUGAGGAGUUUUUUUUCGAUCAUCUGAAGUUUUUUUCGACCAUCUGAAUGUGUUUUCAUCAUUGACUUCGAGUACAAGAGAAAGAGAAAUGUGUUUAUUGAUUCGUAUCUUUGACUCGAUGAUCUGCAGUAAUUCGGAGCUCUUGUCCGAUCAUCUACGAUCCGACUCGUUUGUUACGUGAUUCUGUUAGGAAGGAGGGAGAGAGAGAGAGGGAGGAGCGAAGCGUGCGGGUGAAAUUUCUCGUCCACGUGAAUUACCGGUGGUGAAAAUGCCGCACAGGACGACUUACAUUUUCCCGAGGCAGUUUCCGGACCGCGGAUUCGACGCGUCGUCGAUAACGCCGUUCGAAGCUCAAGAGAAUCAAAUCAGAGGCAACUUCAACGGCGAUGAAAGCGACUGGAAAGCAACAAAAAUCUCAAGGGAGGCAACAAGGGGCGGGAAAAGUAACGGUUUCACGGGUGAUAGGAUCCACGGAAAGCAACUGGCUGCUUUCGUCAACUGGUUGGCGGAUAGAAAGGGAGAGAGAAGGUCGGGUCACGUGAAGGUACGGUUGGAUGACGGCGACUGCGAUCACGAGCUCUUGCUUCAGCCGGAGCCACCGGAAUCCGUUGUCGCCGUUGAAUCCCUGGGGUUUGACUUGGAACAGACGGGGUCGUUUCAGAGGUUGUCGAGUGGGACCGGCGGUUAUAACGGCGAUAAAGAGCGGCAAGCGUCGUCGUCGCAGGGGCUUUCAGGUGAGGAUGGUUUGAGAGGGCGGCGGUUCGAGCUGCAAACGUCGUCGGUUCAGGGGCUUUCGACUGGGAGUAGUAGUAGUUAUUGUGGGACGGCGAAAGAGCGGCGGUUUGAGCUGCAAACGUCGCCGUUUCAGGGGCUUUCGGGCGGGCGUGGUGGUUAUCGUGGGCCGGCGAAAGAGCGGCGGUUGGAGCGGCAAGCGUCGUCAUUGCAGGGGUUGUUGUCGAGUGGGAGUAGUUACGGAGGGAGUUUGUUUUCGGGCACGACGGCGGAGGGGGAUUCGUCGAGCGGUGUUAAGGACUCGAGGACGACGAGAGGGGAGGAGGAGGAGGAGGAGAGGGUGGUGGCGGAGGAGGGGAGAAGAGAGAGUUUGGCGGAGAGAAAGAUGGAGAGCUAUUAUUUGCAGCUCACACUGGCUAAGCGUCUCAGAGAGCAGUUUUCUCUGGCUAGUGAGCCGCUGUUUUUGGAAGACUAUAGGGUGGAGGGAUUGGGUGGGUGUCAGUCUGCUGAUGUUGAAACUGUUUCGUACAGACUCUGGGUUAAUGGAUGCUUGUCUUAUGCUGAUAAGAUCUCAGAUGGAUUCUAUAACAUUCUUGGUAUGAAUCCAUAUCUGUGGGUGAUGUGCAAUGACUCGGAGGAAGGUAGACGGCUACCAUCUUUAAUGGCACUUAAAGCUAUUGAACCCAAUGAUUCAUCAAUGGAGGUUGUUCUUGUGGAUAGAUAUGGGGAUACACGACUUAUGGAGCUAGAAAAUAAGGCACAAGAACUGUAUUUUGCUUCUGAAAGUACGUUGGUGUUAGUGGAAAAGCUUGGAAAACUUGUUGCGAUCUAUAUGGGGGGCAAUUUUCCGGUGGAGCAAGGUGAUUUGCACAUUCGCUGGAAAUUGGUUAGCCAGAGACUAAAAGAUAUCCAAAAAUGCAUUGUGCUCCCUAUUGGCAACGUUUCUGCAGGACUCUGUAGGCAUCGUGCUAUUCUUUUCAAGAAAUUGGCUGACUACAUUGGCCUUCCAUGCCGGAUUGCUAAAGGUUGCAAGUACUGUGACGCAGAUCAUCAGUCUUCCUGUCUUGUCAUAAUCGAGGAUGACAGGAACUUUGCAAGGGAGUAUGUAGUUGAUCUAAUUGGCAAACCAGGAAACAUCCAUGGUCCAGAUUCCUCCAUCAAUGGAGGUUUACUUUCUUCAGUGCCUUCACCACUUCAGAUUUCUCAUCUAAAAGAAUUUCAGCAGCCUUACAUGGAUAAUUCAACUGAGAGCCAAAUCCUAAACAAAAAUCAUGCAUGUGGCCCUCCUGAAAAUCCCCUAAAUUCAGGCAGCGAGGAUGGUCAUCCAAUGGAAGAUAUUGGCUUAUUUCAUAAUGAUAAGGCCAUGUAUAAAGCUAGUGAUCAAGUUUGUGGAGGAAGUGAAUCUAGAGAUGAAUAUUCUAGACCUGGCGGAGAGAAAGUAAUCGUACACCGCACUUGGAGGAAAGAGAUUGUCGUAGCCGGAACUCCACUUAAGAGCAUUGGUAUCAGACAACCCUUGUUACCUGCUCAAUCAGAUCUCAUAGAAGUCAAGACUGAAGUUGAGAAUCAAGGCAUAUUUCAUACAGUUACAAUACCAAGAUACUUGAACCUUGAGCCUUCUCUUGCGAUGGAUUGGCUUGAGAUCUCGUGGGAUGAACUACACAUCAAGGAGCGUAUUGGCGCUGGUUCUUUUGGGACAGUGCAUCGCGCUGAAUGGCAUGGCUCGGAUGUUGCAGUUAAGGUUCUAACAGUCCAGGAUUUUCGUGAUGAUCAGUUGAAGGAGUUUUUGAGGGAGGUUGCGAUAAUGAAGCGUAUCCGGCACCCUAAUGUGGUUCUCUUCAUGGGAGCAGUUACACAACGCCCUCAUUUUUCAAUAGUGACAGAAUAUCUUCCGAGGGGUAGUCUCUUCCGCCUCAUUCAUAGGCCAGAUGCUGGGGAAAUUAUGGACCAAAGAAGGCGGUUGCGUAUGGCUUUGGAUGUGGCCAAGGGACUUAACUAUCUUCACAAUCUUAGCCCUCCUAUAGUUCAUUGGGAUCUUAAAACACCAAAUUUGCUGGUCGAUAAAAAUUGGACUGUCAAGGUAUGUGAUUUCGGGUUGUCCAGAUUCAAAGCAAACACUUUCAUAUCGUCAAAAUCAGUUGCGGGAACGCCUGAGUGGAUGGCCCCCGAAUUACUUCGAGGAGAGCCGUCGAAUGAAAAGUCCGACGUCUACAGUUUUGGUGUGAUUUUAUGGGAGCUCGUGACCAUGCAACAACCAUGGAGCGGACUUGGUCCAGCACAGGUUGUUGGGGCAGUUGCUUUCCAGAACAGAAGGCUUGCGAUCCCACAGAAUACAUCCCCAAUAUUGGCUUCCCUCAUGGAAUCUUGCUGGGCAGGUGAGCCUGCAGAGCGCCCAUCGUUUGCAAGUAUAGUCGAAACGCUAAAGAAGUUACUAAAGUCUCCGCUGCAGCUAAUGCAGAUGGGAAUUCCAUAAAGAUGCAGAUGGGAGUUCCAUAAAAAAGCAUUCCUUAUUCUCUAUUGCAGAGUGCGUCGUUUGCUAGUAUAGUCAAAAUGCUCAAGAAGUUACUAUAGUCUCCACUGCAGCUAAUGCAGCUGGGAGUUCCAUAAAAAGGUAUUCCUAAUGCUCUACCGCGGCGUAUCUCAUAACCCUCGGAGGAUUAUGGAGGUCUAAUCACCCAUACCUACCGAUGUUAUGAUUCAUGGUAACUUUUCUAACCCAUUUUCUGGCCAUUAAAGUUGAAGCCAGCAAAUGUAAAUGCAGAUAAGUUAUAUCUGUGUUUUGGUUUUGUAGGUUUUUUUUAUUUAUCUGUGGGUAAGUGAUCUCUUUGAUAAGCUCAUUUCUCAAGGGCAAAAGUCCGAAUUGUUUUCGAUAUUGACACCGUAGCUUCUUGUGAAUGCUACUUAUUAGUCAUCCAACGUUGUAAUAAUGGGAUGAAACUCCUAAGAAUUUUAGGAAGUUGGGAAGACUUCCUAUUUAUGCAGAUGAAUUAGAUUAGGGAGAAAGCUACGGUACACAAGGUAUACCGUAGGUCUAAAUUAUGACAAUUUGUGAUUUUCAUUAUGCCGAUUUUUGGUUUUUUAAUGCAUAUUUAUGAUUCUAGUUU
Rhododendron vialii is the source of this 4086-nucleotide messenger RNA. RefSeq names its product serine/threonine-protein kinase CTR1. Lineage: Eukaryota; Viridiplantae; Streptophyta; Magnoliopsida; Ericales; Ericaceae. The transcript is spliced from 15 exons. Gene Ontology annotation, biological process: protein phosphorylation. Gene Ontology annotation, molecular function: ATP binding; protein kinase activity. Bases 519 to 3455 code for a protein of 978 amino acids. The record is from RefSeq and is a predicted model, not a curated record.